Pan troglodytes (chimpanzee) is the source of this 2029-nucleotide messenger RNA. RefSeq lists its product as uncharacterized. The transcript has a single exon. The record is from RefSeq and is a predicted model, not a curated record. Lineage: Eukaryota; Metazoa; Chordata; Mammalia; Primates; Hominidae. The coding region runs from base 151 to 777 and encodes 208 amino acids.
CAGAAAUGAUUCCAAAAAAUGUAGAAGUCUUUGCCUAGUAGGUCACUGCAAAGUGCUAAAAUCUGAAGAAAGGAAGAGCAGUUCACAAAUGCUUAUCUUCACAUUGUUCAUUGGGCUGCCCUAACCUCCCCUGCUCCCAGAGAAUGCCAGAUGGCUUUACAAUUGAGGUGGUUCAAACACAGAAGGCCCUUUUUCCUUUUAUUAAUUGCUCAGCUAUGUGUACAUUGGCCCCCACACCUGCCACCUGACCAGCGCGGCUUCUGCCUCCCUCAGCACUGCCAGCCGGGGGUUUUCUUAGACUCAUCCCCUGGGCCACCUUCCGCUCCUCUCCCUCCCUCUGCAUUAACAUCCAGGCCACCCUCAUUACUCCUUGGCAGCCUAGCUUGGGUUGGCCUCCCCAGCCAGCCUUCCAGACUAUUCUUUCUCUCCCUUGCAGCCUGUCUUGCACACCACUGUGGCCAGGUCAGUCUUUCUGAGAAUACCAUUUCCUCACAUCAUGGCCCUGUUUACAAAGCAGUUUCCCAUUUGCCUAUCACAUCAGAUCAAAUCAGAACUCUUCGGCUCUGGAUUGAAGCCGACGCCACUGUUCCUGGCAAGCCUCAUUGCCCUCCGAUCCCGGCGUUGGCCUCCGUCCCUGUCAGGUCUUGUACGAUGAUGCUGCUCUCUGCCAUCCUGCCGUCUCCAGCUCUGCCUGCAUGUUGGUCCUGCAUUGCUCUCCACCUCACACACUCUUAUUCCACGGCUCUGGCCAGUCCAAAGCAUACAUGGCCCAGUUAGUUCCCUUUUACUUGAAAUAUUCCCUGAGGAGCCCCCAGGUAUUUUUCCUUACUCACUGGAGACUUGUAGUCAGGGCCACACUGAUGUCAUUUGGGAAUUAUUUGCAAAGUCACAGAUCUGGACUUCUCUCUCCAGCUAAAUCAUGAGUUCCUCAGCUAAAUCACGGGCCCACAGUUCUGCAGCAGCUGGUAAACACUUUUAGUCACGGAAGGAAGCCUUUUUCGGUUCUCAGCUCUGCCAAGGAACUUAUUUCACGUACACAAAACCACAAACCGUGAGAGGAUUGCUGCCUGUAUCCUGUUCCCCCUCAUCUUUUUUUUUCUUUGAAAAGAUGGUAAAGCUGAUUAUAAGAAUUGAAAUAACGUGGCCCUAGAACUACACUCUGACUCUGAUCCGCGUGUCCUGCCCACAGCACCAGGCCACGAAGACAGACCAUGUCGCUAUCCUCACAUUUGCUUGUAACUUAGGAGGCUUGCCAGUAAAAUCGAUACUAACAGUGGACGUACUUCUCUUUGAAUAAGUUUAUUCUAUUUCCUUCUCCCAUUUUCUUUAUUUGUUGAAAAGAAUGGUGCUGAUUGAGAAGCCAAAUAUUGUUAACCAUUUUCCCCAUCUGGCACGGUUCUUUUGCACAGCACUGGAUUAGGCCAGGGGACUGGCCUAACCCUGCAAAUAUCAGGAAAGGACUCUUCUAGGGAAAGUCGUACUAAUCUGAAUUGAUCACUAGAAAUACAUGGUCUCCACCUAAAAGAUGCUUUGUCACUUAAAAGGCUGAGUAGUCAUCAUAAUGUAAAGAAACCUCUAUUGUCAUGCAACCAUUUGCACCCAGACAUUGUGCCUGGUUGGCACUUAACAUUUUAUCACUUGAUUCUCACACCACCCUUGCAAUGUGAUGAAACCAAGGCUCCUAGGUGCUAAGUGACAUUCCCCUAGUCAUGCAGCCUAGUGCUAGUCACACAGCCUAGUGGUAGAGCGAGGAUUCAAACCCAGUUUUUGUUUUCCUUUGAGCUGGAGCUGCAAGAAAAAAAAAAGAAAGAAAAAACAAACCUAGGUGUGACUCCAAAUCCUGAGCUCUCCACUGUGGGCCAUCGUAGCCUCUUUUCCUCUAGUAUUUGUGGGUGGUUUUCAAGGGCUAAGAACGAUCCUCAUAAUAAGUCAGUGAGAUUACCGCACAUGAGAACAGCAUGUCUCAGCCUCUGAGGUGAGCCGGUACAAGCUCCAGCUUCUGUGAUAACACCUCCCUCCUGGUUUGAGA